AGGGGCUUCAGCUAUUAUAGCAACAUAUGCGAUAUUUGAAACAUCUGUAGGCAUAAAACCACGAUGCAAGGAUGCAAUUAUGAAACUGAUUCAAGAUAUGGCUGUGGAAAAGGGCAAUGAUGGCCAAGAUUUAUUGGAAAAAUUAAAUACAUGCCUGAUGGAAAGACUGACGAAGGAUGACGAAAAUGUUAUGAAAUGGCUUAAUCCAUUAACGACACUUCCCGUUUACCAACAAUAUGGCCCAGCAAUAGGAAUAAAAUCGUCUGUUCUAGACACGUUUAUCAAUAUAAAAAGCAAGGAUGUUUCAGCAUUUCUGAAGAGUAUGUCAGAUAAAACAUCAAGCACAUCAAUGAUGUUUGCUGUUCAGGAUGACUGUACUAUAACAGACAUAAAAAAACGAAACGAGGAGAAAUGCAAGAUGGCCAAAGGUUGGAAAAUUCCAAUUGCAGCGAUAAAACCAGAAGCACUGCACAUAAUUAAUGAUAAAUUCAAUCUUGAAUGGCCAAUUCAUGAAAGCAUUCAUUCAGGGAUUAGCCGAAGAAAUGGAAGUGUCCCAUCAGUGCAAUGGCUGCAAUCAAGUAUUGGAACAGACUUUUUUGCGUUGUGAAUGUCGCAAGCUUGUAAA
This is a messenger RNA of Dendronephthya gigantea, 625 nucleotides long. RefSeq lists its product as uncharacterized. The transcript is spliced from 5 exons. The coding region runs from base 80 to 607 and encodes 175 amino acids. Lineage: Eukaryota; Metazoa; Cnidaria; Anthozoa; Malacalcyonacea; Nephtheidae. The record is from RefSeq and is a predicted model, not a curated record.